CUCAUAAACCUUAUAAAAAUAAAAUAAAACUGCGCCUUUUCAAUUCCUUAAUGAUAAAGCUCCAUACUGGAAAUUCCUCACAGAAUUUCCAUCUUCCUCUUUCUCAACAUAGCCCAUCAAAAGAGAAGAGAGAUCCAAAGGAUCGGAACUUCUGAAUCACCACUGCUUUCUUCAUCACAAGGCUCGAUCUUUUCUCUGAUCGAUCUAACGCUAGCAGGGAGAAAAGAAAUUAAUCCAGAUCAUAGAAAUCAAGAUCUAAUUUCAUUUGCAUGGACGCCGCUCAGUGGUCAAAGGAAGCAGCUGUAGCGGAGACGGCGGCGACGAAGGCUCCGGCGAUCUCGGAGAGAAAAAAUCGUAGGAAGAAUGAUCAGAAACAGCUUAACUGCCCUCGCUGCAACUCAAAUAAUACUAAAUUCUGUUACUAUAACAACUACAGCCUCACACAGCCACGUUACUUUUGUAAGACUUGCCGCCGUUAUUGGACGGAAGGUGGGUCCCUCCGUAACAUCCCCGUCGGCGGCGGCUCACGGAAAAACAAACGGUCGAUAACUGCCACGUCAUCAUCUACACCUUCUUCUUCUUCCAUGCAGAACCACCCAAAGUUCAGUAGUACUGAUCAAGUACGGGAUCUGAACCUUGGGUUUCAACAAGGCGGAGGAUCUGGGUUGCCGGAGCUGGGGAUUUUGAGGGGUGGAGGGAUGUCAGGGAGACAGAUGGGAAGUAAUUUCAUGCACGAGGUUUUCGGGUUGCAGGAAUUAGGGUUAGGGUUUCAGGUUGGUGCAGGUGGAGCUACAGAUCAUGAUGAAGGAAGAGUUUUGUUUAGCUCAAGUGCUCCUCGUGAUGGGAUUUUGGGUCAGAAUAGAGGGCUGGGAGGAGAGACGCAGGGGUUUUGGAAUGGGAUGAUGGGCGGUGGAGGAAGUUGGUAGACGAAGAAAGAUAGAAAAGUGAAGAAGAAGAACAUGAAUUGAAGUACUGGUUCGUGAAUAAUUAGGGUUUGUGUUAUUUUAUGCUGUUUGUUUGGCUUUGAGGGUGAGUUACAGAGAUUUCUUAGUUGAUUUGGAGUUUGUUUUCUUCUCACUAACACAGCUAGCACAGGAGCCAUAUAACUCUUUAGCUAGUGUUUCUUUCUUAUAUUGCCAUUGUUAUGGGCAAAAUGAAGCUUUUUUUUUUAUUUAGGCUUCGAAGGUGUAUUCUCUAAUUAAAGGUAUUUGCUUAGUGAAAGUUGGAUUUGGUGAAGGGUUCAAAUCAAAAGAUCGGGACUGCUUUUGGUUUCUAUUUUAUAUAUAAAAGGUUUGUAAUGUAGCAAAAAAUAAAAUAUUUAUGACUUCAUAUAUAUUUUUUA
This is a messenger RNA of Dendrobium catenatum, 1342 nucleotides long. RefSeq names its product dof zinc finger protein DOF1.8. The transcript has 2 exons. Gene Ontology annotation, molecular function: DNA-binding transcription factor activity; DNA binding. The record is from RefSeq and is a predicted model, not a curated record. Bases 270 to 926 code for a protein of 218 amino acids. Gene Ontology annotation, biological process: regulation of DNA-templated transcription. Lineage: Eukaryota; Viridiplantae; Streptophyta; Magnoliopsida; Asparagales; Orchidaceae.